AUUCUGUCUAUGAAGUUUCUGUUGUGACAGAGCGUAGGCGAUUCUUUAAUCUUAUUAAGGGAGAAAUUAUAAAAAUAAAAGACACUCGCUUCUAUACUUUAGUUGUAUUUUGACAAAGCUCUGAUACAAAUCAGUUGGCAAUCAAGUUAUUCAAUCAUGAGAAUUCAGUUGGUGAUUUUAUUUUUUAUUCUUUGGGUAGCAUUGUCUGGCGGUAAGAAAACAAAAAGAACAGUGAAGAUACCCGCUUUAAAAAAACUCGUCAGACAGGUAAAGGAAGCCAAGAAUAUCAUCAGGACAUGGAAUGCGGUAAAAAGAAUUUUGCUUAGGCCACCAAUAGUGAAGUUCAGUAAAGCUACCCAGUUUAAAGUAUGUGCAAGACCAUACUCAAAAGAGGAAGAAAUUAAAAGAAAUGAAUUGAAAGCCUUGAUUGAUAAAAACAGACAGAGUUAUAUUAGAAAUAAACAACAAUGUCCAGUCUCUCAGAAAAAACGCGACUUGCAAGAUGUACAAAAUCAAUUUUCCAGUAUUCCUGGAACACAGGUUACAGAGCUGUUCUGCAACGAAAGAAGAGCAGUACAAAGUAAUACACUGAAUAUGUGCAAUGAAUGUGCUUACAGAAUCACACUUCCACCGUCAUACUUUCCUCGCCAUCACUUUCAUUACACAUGUGACGAAAAUGGCGACCAUUCCUGUUUUUUCGGAGAAGGUACGUGCAUCAAAAAUGUCGAAACAAAGACGUUAAAGCACGAUUUAAAUGAAGUUGGUCUUGGAAAUAUAAACCAGUGGGUGGAUCGUGCUGUUGCAUUUACUGGAUCGUGCUCCUGUCAAAUAAUCCAAAACAGUGUCUUUGACGCAUUGGUGUAAUUUCUUGGUUCAGCCUGGUUUUUAUAAGCAUGACACUAUUGACUUAAAGUGACAUGUACAAAAACAUGCACAGAAACAAAUGCACGUAUUAUAAAACUUUAUGUGAGGUAGCAAAUAAUUCAGAACAGUUCAUGGAACACCAUAAAAAGAGCUCUUAAAAUCCUUAGUUAUUAUGUUCUUAUUUUAGUCACCCAACUUGUAGUUAGCUAAUAAAAAAAACAAAAAAAAAAUACUCGGAAAUCUACCUCUGCGAAAAGCAGCUACAAUCGUUAGCUCACACAUAAACAACGAGAAAUUAUGAUAUAGACUCGUCUUCUGACCGUGGGAAACCCACAGGAAUCAAUACAGAGAUAUCUUGUGAUACCAAAACAUGGGUAAAAUACCUUAGAAAGGAAGAGGGUGGGUGGGUGGGGGUUAAGGGUUAGAAAGUGGUGUGCCAAAACUUAAAAAAGAAAAUAAUUAAAAAAAAAAAACACGAAAAAAGCGUAAAACGGAUUUAGCUGGACGGGGUAAUAACGGGCUGCUUUCUGUGUUUCCAUUUACAGCGCCGUUGCAAUAAGGUUUUUCCAAACAGGGUAUUAUGCUUGCGUGCACUGAUGUAAGCACUUCACACGGGUGGGCGACAUGGAUUACCUUUACUAAACACUUAUUCAAAUGUCACUCACAAUUAAUUAAUUUCACUGGAACUUAUUCCGCAAUUUAAUAAAAAAAUGUUUGACUGUUUUUAAUAUGACGGGUUAGGCUACAUUUCCCACAACUUUCAGCUAAAGUUGUGGGAAAUUUAUAUUUUGAAAAAUACAUUUAAAAAAGGCUGGGUUGGAUUUCCGACAUACCAUACUUUUGUACUACAGCACUCCAUCUGGUUGCGCGACACAGUUUACCCGCACUUACGCGCUUAACGUCGGGAAAGCUUUCUCACUGUAAGCGCUCCACUGGAUUUGUGUCACACCGUAAUUGUGCACUAAAAGUCAGACCUAGUUUUGUGAAACGGUUUACCUGCACUUAAGUUUGGCGUUCACCACCGAUCAAACCUUUACUUGUCAUUCAACCCGGCGCUUCGACACCGAGUCGCCGCUCCAGCUUAAAAAAUAACUUCACAUGAGAGUUUAAAAAUUAUUCAAAAGCGCUUUGUAAAAAGAAGCAAUUUAACAAAUCCGUGUGAAGUGCUUACAAUAGCAUUGCACCCAAAAUAAUUUUCUUUUUAAAAAACAAUCUGAGAACUUCGUUUUAGAUAAUGCUGCAGUGAGAGCUCGAUGUUUUUCACAGGAAGAAUGAUAACAAGAAGAAAAGACAUUAUAAUGAGAAAAUCAUCAAUGUUGAAUUUGAAUUGUUAACACCGCUUGUUAACUCGCCGCAAUCGAUUUAAAUGUCAACAGUGAAUAAACAUUGUGGCGUCAACUGUUAGUGCUAACUUGUUAUGCUUCCACGAUUAACCUCCAUGUUUUGAAUGGUGUUUAAUAAUUUUUUAGAGUAUAUUGUCAUUUUUAUAAUGUUGAAAUUGUUUUCAGAUAUUAUUACAUAGAUUCAGCAA
Molecule: messenger RNA, 2395 nt
Organism: Hydractinia symbiolongicarpus
Lineage: Eukaryota; Metazoa; Cnidaria; Hydrozoa; Anthoathecata; Hydractiniidae
Exons: 4
Coding region: 157-864 (235 amino acids)
Source: RefSeq, a predicted model, not a curated record